ACUAUUUGUGGCCGGCGUGGUGGAAGGACACAGUGAGGUUCUCACCCGCGCCCCCCGCCCCCCGCUCGCAUCCCCAGCUCCAUCAAAGCGGGCCCGGGCCAGCGCAAGGAUCUCCGAGUUGCGACUGUGCUGAGGCUGGGACUGUCACUCAUUCUCCGAUCCGCGCGUGAACGCAGCUCGGCGGCCGCUGGCAGGAAACAAUUCUGCAAAAAUAAUCAUACUCAGCCUGGCAAUUGUCUGCCCCUAGGUCUGUUGCUCUGCCGCCGUCCACGCUUGCUGCAAGGGGGGAGGCACAGAAUUUGCCGCGGCACGAACAUCCCUCCCAGCCAGCAGAUUACAAUGCUGCCAACUAAGGAUCUCAUCUGGACUUUGUUUUUCCUGGGAACUGCAGUUUCUCUGCAGGUGGACAUUGUUCCCAGCCAAGGGGAAAUCAGCGUUGGAGAGUCCAAGUUCUUCUUGUGUCAAGUGGCGGGAGAUGCCAAAGACAAAGACAUCUCCUGGUUCUCCCCCAAUGGAGAAAAGCUCACCCCAAAUCAGCAGCGAAUCUCGGUGGUGUGGAACGAUGACUCUUCAUCCACGCUCACCAUCUACAACGCCAACAUCGACGACGCCGGCAUUUACAAGUGUGUGGUCACUGGCGAGGAUGGCACUGAGUCAGAGGCCACAGUCAACGUGAAGAUCUUCCAGAAGCUCAUGUUCAAGAAUGCACCAACCCCACAGGAGUUCCGGGAGGGAGAAGAUGCCGUGAUCGUGUGCGAUGUGGUCAGCUCCCUGCCCCCAACCAUUAUCUGGAAGCACAAAGGCCGAGAUGUCAUUCUGAAAAAAGAUGUUCGAUUCAUAGUCCUGUCCAACAACUACCUGCAGAUCCGGGGCAUCAAGAAAACAGAUGAGGGCACCUACCGCUGUGAGGGCAGGAUCCUGGCAAGGGGGGAGAUCAACUUCAAGGACAUUCAGGUCAUUGUGAAUGUGCCUCCCACAGUCCAGGCCAGACAGAGCAUAGUGAAUGCCACCGCCAACCUGGGCCAGUCCGUCACCCUGGUGUGUGAUGCCGAAGGCUUCCCAGAACCCACCAUGAGUUGGACCAAGGACGGGGAACAAAUAGAGGAUGAGGAAGACGAGAAGUACAUCUUCAGUGAUGACAGUUCUGAGCUGACCAUCAGGAAGGUGGAUAAGAAUGACGAGGCUGAGUAUGUCUGCAUUGCUGAGAACAAAGCUGGCGAGCAGGAUGCGUCCAUCCACCUCAAAGUCUUCGCAAAACCCAAAAUCACAUAUGUAGAAAACCAGACGGCCAUGGAACUGGAGGAACAGGUCACGCUGACUUGCGAGGCCUCAGGAGACCCCAUUCCCUCCAUCACCUGGAGAACGUCCACCCGAAACAUCAGCAGCGAAGAAAAGGCUUCGUGGACUCGACCAGAGAAGCAAGAGACCCUGGACGGGCACAUGGUGGUACGCAGCCACGCCCGCGUGUCUUCACUCACCCUGAAGAGCAUCCAGUACACGGACGCCGGGGAAUACAUCUGCACAGCCAGCAACACCAUCGGCCAGGACUCGCAGGCCAUGUACCUCGAAGUGCAGUAUGCCCCUAAGCUGCAGGGCCCCGUGGCUGUGUACACAUGGGAAGGGAACCAGGUGAACAUCACCUGUGAAGUGUUCGCCUACCCCAGUGCCACCAUCUCUUGGUUCCGCGACGGUCAGCUGCUGCCAAGUUCCAACUACAGCAAUAUCAAGAUCUAUAGCACCCCCUCGGCCAGCUACCUGGAGGUCACCCCAGACUCGGAGAAUGACUUCGGGAACUAUAACUGUACAGCUGUGAACCGCAUUGGACAGGAGUCAUUGGAGUUCAUCCUGGUCCAAGCCGACACGCCCUCUUCGCCCUCCAUCGACCAGGUGGAGCCAUACUCAAGUACGGCACAGGUGCAGUUUGAUGAACCAGAAGCCACAGGCGGGGUGCCCAUCCUCAAGUACAAGGCCGAGUGGAGAGCCAUGGGCGAGGAAGUGUGGCAUUUCAAGUGGUAUGAUGCCAAAGAAGCCAACAGGGAGGGCACCGUCACCAUCGUGGGCCUAAGGCCUGAGACAACCUAUGCGGUGCGGCUGGCGGCUCUCAACGGCAAGGGCCUGGGCGAGCUUAGCGCCGCCUCUGAGUUCAAGACACAGCCAGUCCAUAGCCCUCUUCCACGAGAACCAAGUGCCCCGAAGCUGGAAGGGCAGAUGGGAGAAGACGGAAACAGCAUUAAGGUGAACCUGAUCAAGCAGGAUGACGGUGGCUCCCCCAUCAGACACUACCUGGUCAAGUACCGAGCGAAGCUGUCCUCCGAGUGGAAGCCAGAGAUCAGGCUCCCGUCAGGCAGCGACCACGUCAUGCUCAAGUCCCUGGACUGGAAUGCAGAGUACGAGGUCUACGUGGUGGCUGAGAACCAGCAGGGCAAGUCCAAGGCAGCUCGUUUUGUGUUCAGGACCUCGGCUCAGCCCACUGCCAUCCCAGCCAACGGCAGCCCCACAGCGGGCCUGAGCACCGGGGCCAUCGUGGGCAUCCUCAUUGUCAUCUUCGUGCUGCUCCUGGUGGUGGUGGACAUCACCUGCUACUUCCUGAACAAGUGCGGCCUGCUCAUGUGCAUCGCAGUCAACCUGUGUGGGAAGGCCGGGCCUGGAGCCAAGGGCAAGGACAUGGAGGAGGGCAAAGCCGCCUUCUCGAAAGACGAGUCCAAGGAGCCCAUUGUGGAGGUGAGGACUGAAGAGGAACGGACCCCCAACCACGACGGAGGGAAGCACGCGGAGCCCAACGAGACUACGCCGCUGACAGAGCCCGAGCUGCCUGCCGACACCACAGCCACUGUCGAGGACAUGCUGCCUUCUGUCACCACCGUCACCGCUAACUCUGACACUAUCACCGAAACCUUUGCCACUGCUCAGAACAGCCCUACCAGUGAGACCACCACCCUGACCUCCAGUAUUGCCCCCCCAGCCAAUGCCACCCCUGACUCAAACUCUGUGCCCGCCGGCCAGAUCUCCCCUUCCAAGGGGCCCGGCGCUGUCACCUCUGCCCCAUCCCCUGCCUCAGCCCCCAAGGUGGCCCCACUUGUCGACCUGAGUGACACCCCGACUUCAACCCCCGCUGCCAGCAAUUUGUCUUCUAGCGUCCUGGCUAACCAGGGGGCUGUACUCAGCCCCAGUGCCCCUGCCAGCGUUGGGGAGGCUUCCAAGGCCCCUCCGGCCAGCAAGCCUGCCCCCGCGCCAGGCCCUGCCUCGGCCGGGACAGCCAGUCCCCUAGCAGCGGCGGCUGCCCCUGCCCCAGAAACCCCCCCGGCCAAGCAGGAGGCUCCCAGCACCAAAGGCCCGGACCCCGAGCCCACCCCGCCCGGAGCCGUGAAGAGCCCGGCCGAGGCAGCCACGGGCCUCUCUAGCCCGAAGAGCGAGGGCGCCUCCGUCAACGCCACAAACCCUGCCCAGGGCGAGGACUUUAAAAUGGACGAAGGGAACUUCAAGACCCCUGAUAUUGACCUUGCAAAGGAUGUUUUUGCAGCCCUGGGCUCUCCUGCUCCCGCCGCUGGGGCCAGUGGACAAGCCCCUGAGCUUGCUCCUUCCACUGCAGACAGCUCUGUUCCGCCUGCACCAGCCAAGACCGAGAAAGGCCCCGUAGAAGCAAAGCCGGAGUGCCCGGAGACAGAAACGAAGCCAGCGCCAGCCGAUGUGAAGACGGUGCCCAACGACGCCACACAGACAAAGGAGAAUGAGAGCAAAGCAUGAUGGGGGACGAGAAGCCAGCAAAGAUCAAAAUACAAAGUGACACAGCAGCUUCACCAGAGCAUUUCCAAUGUUCCAACACACACAUACACACACACACACACACACACACACACACACACAUGAACAUUCGCGCACACACACACAUCUCAUUCCUCUAGUGUCUUUUGCCUUUAAAAAAAAAAUUGAAACCGAUAAACACGGGAUCUCCUUUUUGUAGGUUUAUAGAAAGGGUUCCUUUGUUGAGGCACUCACUUGUAAGAAAACGAGACAAAAAGGUUAAACCCACAGCCAAACUAGGACACUGCGUUCCCUGAAACCAUUUAAAAAUCAAACAAAAGGACCCCAAAUUAAGAAUCUAGGAAGCUCAGAAAAAAAAAUCUAGGUUCAGGAAGAGUAUGCUGGUAGUGCCCAGCUGGCAUAGGCCAGUUACAGAGAAAUGCUUCCAGGCUCUAAGACUAACCGAAUGAACAAAGUCCACGUUUAUUUUUCUACUUUCAGUCGAGUUUGAACUCUGUAAAACCUCAUAGAUCAGUUAUCAUUUCUGUUCACUUUGUAUUUGUUCAGUAUGCAAAGUGUGUCACCCUUUCUAGCUGAAUUCAAUUCCCACAUAGACUCUUGUUUUGUAGGAAGAAUGCCAAAUUGCAGCUUGUGGGGGUAGAUCUCAAAUUUGCAGUAUUCUGCUUUCUUUUUUUCCGUCCUUUUCAUUUUUUCCUUUUCUUUCUUUUUCUUUCUUUUUUUUUUUCUCCCCUUUCUGCCAACUUUGUUUUCCAGUGUUUACAGUUGACAAACGUUUGACUUCGGUUUUGUUGAAAUGUCCAUGUCAGAUAGCUGCCUUCUUUUUGUUUGGGGAUUUGGGGUUUUGGGGUUACAAAUACUGCCUCAAGGAGGGUAGGACCAUCAGAGGCUGGCUUGAGUGCAGGACAACUUUACAAACUCCGAUGUUUACAGCGGCUCUUCCCCUCCCCCACUCUGAUUAGACAUUUUUGCCUGUGGGUCACACAGGUGAGAAUCUAUCUGGUCCUGAAAUGACUUUGCUUUUGGGUUUUGGGUUCCUUUUCUUUCCUUUUCUUUUUAAUUUUCUCGGGGUCUAGACCACUUUCCACUUAGCCACCACCUACCUAUUUCUGUGAAAAAAAAAAAAAAGGAAUCUGCACCCCGCCCCCCCAGGCGUUCUCGUCCUUCCUCUGGAAGGACAUCUUAGGCUUUGUUGAAUGAAGCAGAAAAGAUUGUAUAGUUGGGGCUGGUCUUGGUGAACACACAUUUUUACCCCAAACAUCCCCUUUUUGUAGAAAGCCAAAUAAAAUAUAUACAUACCAUUUCCUUUUAAGCCCAAAAAUCUUGAUUUGAGCGGAAGAGCAUGUGGGCUUCAGGGAUUUAGUGUCUUUUUUUGGGAAUCUGUUGAAGUAAAGUAACAUCAGCCUUCUGUUCAGUUAGGCAGCAUUUGUAGAAACAAAAGAAAGAAGAAGAAGAAAAAUAAUGAAACCAACCUGCUGUCUGGAGUCAUAAUACAACUUUCCUGGAUUUGAAACCAAGUGGGGAAAAAAAAAUACAGAAACUUUAAGGGGGAUGGGAGGGGGGAGAAGGGAAAAGCCAGCCCUUUGUAUAGAAAUUUUGCUUUUUUUUCCCCCUCAUUCUACUUUAGAACUGCAAGCUUGUGCACUGUGGAUGCGUGAAUAUUUUAGUGUGAAAUGUGUUUUUGUCAUAGUAUUGAAAUAAAACUUCAACAUAGUUUGGUUGUGGAAGGUAUAGCAGAUAGUUCAGAAGAAAAAAAAUUAUUCAGGAAACAAAAAUAACUCUUAAAAGGAACUGAAGCCUUUAAACAAAGAAGAUGAAGAAGAUGCUAAGUAAACAGAAACAGUACUCUAGCACGCGUGCCUUUCCCGAGGUACAAAACAGCAAGAGGUUAGUGGCAUAAGUGCCCCGGACUCAGUUCUGUGGGCCACACUCCCCAAUGUUCUGACACUUCUGCAAUCUGAUCAGUGGCGAUAUGCUAGAUUAUCAUUUCAAACUGUGAAAAAUAACGGUCUUGUCAUUUGCUACAUGUGGGGUUAUUUUGCAUUUUCUCAGCUCCUGGGGAUGGAAAUGGAGGAUCCCGGUAUACCCAGCUGCGGCCUCUUUGAUUCUAGGUCUUGCACACAUCUAUGGUUCAAAUGCACACACCCCUUUUAGAGCACACAGCAAUGAGUGGGGUGUCGGAGACAGCGCAGACCCCUGGGGUGGGGUGGGGCUGGCAGCCACAGAAUCACUUUUUCCGCCUUGUGAUGCUUGUGGCUUUGACCACCGCCAAGCCCGCACUAUACCUCAUAGAGACACUGUACAUCUCCCCACAUGGCUGCGGUGAGGCAAGCCAAGUCUGGUUUUGCAGUCAGGAAAAGCAAGAGGUAUAGUUCAACCCUUUAAACACCUGGCCCAGGGCAGCUGACCACCCCCACCAGAACCCUGGCCCCGCCAUUCACUGGAACCCAAGAUUGCCCACGUUUUGAUCUGCCUCUCCUCUGAAACGUAGAUUUGUCUCCACACACGUGAACUUUCCUUUCUUAAAAAUAAAAAUAGCAAUGCUUUCUCUGAAAUUGAAGGGGAAGACACUUUAUUUUCCAAAGGUUCUUUCAUGUUGAGAUUUAAAACUUAGAAUUUGCCUUUUUUAAUUUUUUGGAAGGAGGGAUCAACUCUACUAGUUUCCAAUGUCUAUGUGUCUAUAUGUGUACUUGCCAUACAUAUGUAUUCACAUAAGUACCGGCAUAGCCACGUUCUGUGGGGCGGGGGGGCACUCAAGUGCCAUGCACGGGGCCUCCGUGUCCUGAGGGCCGUAGUGUAUAUAGUGCAGCUUUUGAAGUGGAACUCUAUUUUCACACUUUUCUAUGGAGCCUUCCAAGUCCUGGGUUUUCACUCUAGGCUGUCUGUCUGGAUGGUGGUUUUUAGACCUCCAUUAACAUCCCUACCCAGCAUUCCCUACUUCGGGGGCCUUCUCUCUUGUUAUAAACUUUUUACCAAGUGAAACAUCAAUACCACCUUUGUUUCCAUUCUCACUGGUGUAAAUACUGAGUACUAACUGAGAAUUUUGACUUUGCAUUCUGUCAGAAUACUUGUGUUCAAUAAAAAUUGAAAGGAAAAAGUAAAA
Messenger RNA from Sorex araneus (European shrew), 6862 nucleotides. It is a transcript of the gene NCAM1, whose product is annotated as neural cell adhesion molecule 1. The transcript has 21 exons. NCBI's taxonomy places the organism in Eukaryota, Metazoa, Chordata, Mammalia, Eulipotyphla, Soricidae. The record is from RefSeq and is a predicted model, not a curated record. Gene Ontology annotation, molecular function: protein binding. Gene Ontology annotation, cellular component: membrane. The coding region runs from base 340 to 3744 and encodes 1134 amino acids. Gene Ontology annotation, biological process: cell adhesion.